Fusarium graminearum PH-1 is the source of this 309-nucleotide messenger RNA. RefSeq lists its product as uncharacterized. The transcript has a single exon. Bases 1 to 309 code for a protein of 102 amino acids. NCBI's taxonomy places the organism in Eukaryota, Fungi, Ascomycota, Sordariomycetes, Hypocreales, Nectriaceae. The record is from RefSeq and is a predicted model, not a curated record.
AUGGAGUACAAAUGUACCAACAGCUUGAGCAAGGAGACCGGUUAUGAAAGGCGCAACCGCUCCUCCUGCACUACCACAAGCACUGAUUGUCCCGAUUCCACUGAGAGACUCACGUCGGCUCAUACCACGAAGGAAGACCGCCGCAGCGCAUGGGUAGAUAGGGCCAAGGAAGAGACCGACAAUAGAGACAGCGAUGGCGUUGCCUACAAUGUUUGGCACAAACCAAACAAGAAGUUCAAAAGCCAGUGCGCCGAUGGUGAGGAAAUAAACGAGUUUCUUCUCGCCUAUUCGCUGAGCAGGGGCAGAUAG